Messenger RNA from Rotaria sp. Silwood2, 3546 nucleotides. Lineage: Eukaryota; Metazoa; Rotifera; Eurotatoria; Philodinida; Philodinidae. The record is from the annotation of a GenBank genome assembly.
AUGGAAGAUUUUCUUAAAGAAGCUCCUAAAACAGCUGAUAAUGAUUCAGUUCGUCAAAAUGUUGUUAUACUUAUGGGUAAAUUAGCUAAAGAUAUGGAUAAAGAUAGUACAAAAGUGAAAAAUAUACUUGGGCAACUUAUAUCAACAUUAAAUACACCAUCACAACAAGUUCAAGCUGCUGUUGCUGAUUGUCUUCCACCAUUAGUACCAGCAAUAAAAGAUGAAGCUGGAGUUUAUAUACAACAAUUACUUCAUUUUUUACUUCAAUCAGAAGAUUAUGCCGAGAAAAAAGCUGCUUAUGGUUUAGCUGGUUUUAUCAAAGGUUUAGGUAUUCUUGCUGUUAAGCAAUAUAAUGUUCUCAAUGAAUUAACCGAUGCUAUUCAAGAUAAAACAAAUGCUAAACGACGAGAAGGUGCACUUUUUGGUUUGGAAAUGUUAACAUCAAUGUUAGGUCGACUUUUUGAAGUAUAUAUUGUUAAUAUAUUACCUCAUUUACUCUUAUGUUUUGGUGAUAAUGAUGUUAAAGUUCGAGAAGCUGCUGAAGAUUGCGCAAGAGCUAUUAUGAGCAAAUUAACAAGUCAUGGAGUUAAAAUUGUUUUACCAGGACUUUUGAAAGGUUUAGAAUCAGAUUUAUGGAGAACAAAAUGUGGAGCUGUUGAAUUACUUGGUGCAAUGGCACAUUGUGCUCCAAAACAAUUAUCAACAUGUUUACCAAGUAUUGUUCCAAAAUUAAUUGAAGUACUUACUGAUUCUCAUCAACGUGUACAAAAAAGUGGCACUCAAGCAUUAAAACAAAUAGGUUCUGUAAUAAAAAAUCCUGAAAUUCAAGCCAUUGUACCUGUUUUACUUGAUGCAUUACAAGAACCAACUAAAAAAACUCAAGCAUCACUUCAAAUAUUAAUUCAAACACGUUUUGUUCAUUUUAUCGAUGCUCCAUCUCUUGCAUUAAUCAUUCCUGUUAUUGAACGUGCUUUUCAAAAUCGUUCAACAGAAACAAGAAAAAUGGCUGCACAAAUUAUUGGAAAUAUUUAUUCAUUAACUGAUUCGAAAGAUCUUGGUCCAUAUUUACCAAAUAUUCUUCCCGGUUUAAAAACAAGUUUACUUGAUCCUGUUCCUGAAGUUCGUGCUGUAUCAGCACAUGCACUUGGUUCAAUGGUUCGUGCUAUGGGUGAAGAAGCAUUUCAAGAAAUAGUUCCAUGGCUUAUGGAACAUCUUGUACUUGAAUCAAGUCCAGUUGAUCGUUCAGGUGCUGCACAAGGUUUAAGUGAAGUUAUAUUUGGUCUUGGUGCUGAUCGUCUUGAAAAAUCUAUGAAAGAAAUUAUUGAACGUUCACAACAAAUUGAUUUAGCUGCACAUGUUCGAGAUGGUUAUAUGAUGAUGUUUAUUUAUUUACCAAUUAGUUUUGGAGAAAAAUUUGUUCCAUAUGUUGGAAGAAUAAUUCCGCCGAUUUUAAAAGGUUUAGCUGAUGAAACAGAAUUUGUUCGUGAUACAGCACUUAAAGCUGGUCAACGUAUUGUUAAUAGUUAUGCUGAAACAGCUAUAUCAUUAUUUGUACCUGAACUUGAACAAGGUCUUUUUGAUGAUAAUUGGCGUAUACGUUAUAGUUCUGUUUUAUUACUUGGAGAAUUAUUAUUUAAAGUAUCUGGUGUAACAGGAAAAGCAACAACAGAAAGUGUUGAUGAAGAUGAUAAUUUUGGUACGGAGCAUGGUUUACAAUCGAUAACACAUGCAUUAGGACGAGAUCGACGUGAUAGAGUUCUUUCAGGUUUAUAUAUGGGUCGAUCGGAUAUUGCAUUGACAGUACGACAAUCAGCUUUACAUGUAUGGAAAACAAUUAUAUCGAAUACACCACGUACAUUAAGAGAGAUUUUACAAACUUUAUUUACACUUUUAUUGGGUUGUUUGGCAAGUUCAAAUAUUGAUAAACGACAAAUUGCAGCAAGAACAUUGGGUGAUUUAGUUCGAAAAUUAGGUGAACGUGUUUUACCGGAAAUAAUUCCAAUUCUUGAAAAAGGUCUCGAUUCACCACACAGUGAUCAACGACAAGGUGUUUGUAUUGGACUUAGUGAAAUUAUGGCAGCAUGUAGUCGAGAUUAUAUCAUCGCAUUUUCAAAUACAAUAAUUCCAACAGUACGCCGUGCUUUACUUGAUCCACUAGUUGAAGUUCGUCAAUCAGCUGCUAAAACAUUCGAAAAUCUUCAUUCAAGUAUUGGUACACAAGCAUUAGAUGAUAUUUUACCAUAUUUAUUAAAUGUUAUGCAAAAGGAUACAAUUCCAACUACAACAAAUGGAGAAAAAACUCAACAAGAAGACGAAGAACAAGAACAAGAAGAAACCGAACGUGAUUAUGCUCUUGAUGCAUUACAACGUAUAAUGCAAUUAAAAUCUCGUGUUGUUUUACCAUAUCUUGUUCCACAUCUUAUUCAAUCACCGGUUGAUAUUAAAGCAUUAGCAAGUUUAACAUUAGUUGCUGGUGAUGCAUUAGCAAGACAUUUAAGUCGAAUUAUUCAAGCUGUUAUUACACAUAUUUCCGAAGAAAAAGAUCCUCAAGCUAAACAACAACAUAUGUAUUAUGCUGAACAAUUAUUAGCAGCUAUAAAUGAUCCUGAUGGUAUACAAGUUGUAAUACGUGAAACACAAGAAUUUUCACGUUCAUCAAAAGUUAAUAUUCGUUUAGUAACAAUUGAUUUAUUAUUAUCAUUUUGUAAACAAUCAAAAGGUGCAUAUCAAGAAUAUAUUGAUGAUCUUAUUCGUAUUGGUAUUAAUUUAUUUAAUGAUGAAAAUGAACAAAUACUUAAUACAGCAUGGGAUUGUGUCGAUGUUAUUAUUAAAGAUAUGGAUCAACUUGAAUUACAAAAACGUUUACCAAUUGUUCGACAAGCAUUACGUAUUGCACAAUCCAGUAGUCGAGAACGUGGCCGACUAGCUGGUUUAUGUAUACCGAAAAAGGGUAUUGGAUGUAUUUUACCGAUAUAUAAAGAAUGUAUUCUUAAUGGUCCUCCGGACUUACGUGAAUCUGGUGCGAAUGGUUUAAAUGAAGCAAUUAAUCUUUCGGAUGCUGAAGCUCUUAAAUCAUCAAUUAUGAAUGUAACAGGUCCAUUAAUUCGUGUAUUAGGUGAACGAUUUAGUACGGAUAUUAAAGUAGCUAUUCUUGAAACAUUAAGUACAUUUAUGGGAAAAGUUGGUGUACAAUUAAAACCAUUUUUACCUCAACUUCAACCAACACUUCUUAAAGGUCUCAAUGAUCCAGCACGUCAAGUUCGUGUUAAAGCUGGUAAUGCUUUAGGAUUACUAAGUCAAAUUCAUGUACGAAUUGAUCCAAUAUUUGUUGAACUUUUAAAUGGAUUAAAAAUGAACGAUGAUUCAUCAUUCAAAGAAACAUAUUUAUUAGCAUUAAAAAACUGUUUAACAGCAGUUGCUUCAAAAAUAUCUGGCGAUAUAAAAAAACAAACUGAACAAUCACUAAUCAGUUGUCAAUCAGAUGAAAGUGAUAUUGUUCGACAAUUAGCAUCGAAUUGCAAAGAAAUUUUAUUAUCAUCUAAUUAA